CGUGUUGUUACUUUUUAAUUUUGUACUUAUUUUUCGCUUCACUGAGUUACUACUUACUGGUUAGUACAAUAGUAGUUCGAUCACUAACUUAUAAACUGAUUUUACUUGGAAUAGACCAGAAUUUAUUAAUAAGGUGUAUACAGAAAGAUAUCUGAACCAUGGCGCACCAGGGAUUUUCACCACAAGAAAUCGAGGCGUUAUGUAAAACUCCAAAUCCUGCUACAAAGGAGUUUAUUUUUCAACAAACAAUGUACCGCAUCAAGGACCCAAGAAAGUCUAUACCAUUCUACACUGGAGUACUUGGCAUGACCUUAUUAAAACAGCUUCAUUUUCCAGAAAUGAAGUUCUCAUUAUUCUUUAUGGGAUAUGAAAACUCCAAUGAAAUACCAUUAGAUGAAAAAGAAAGAACUUCUUGGGCAAUGUCAAGAAAAGCUACUUUGGAGCUAACAUACAAUUGGGGCACUGAGAGUGAUGAUUCUAACUAUCACAAUGGUAAUUCAGAUCCUCGUGGGUUUGGACAUAUUGGAAUCAUGGUCCCCGAUGUUGAUGCUGCUUGUGCUAGAUUUGAAGAGCAAGAUGUGAAGUUCAUUAAAAAGCCCCAGGAUGGCAAAAUGAAGGGUUUGGCUUUCAUUCAGGAUCCUGAUGGCUACUGGAUUGAGAUUUUUAAUGCUAAUUGUGUUAGCCAGUAAUAUUUCGAUACAUAUAAGUUAGUACAAGAUACAAAUAUUUUUUUGCGAUAACACCAUAGUGUUAACACAAAAAAAUAUUUGAGAGAGACCUUUUAACAGAUAAUGUUAUAGGUAAAGUACUACUGUAAUCUAAACAUAGAGAUGCUUGUGUUAGUAGCACUAGUUUUAUCAAAUACUUCAAAAAGUCACUAUUGUCUAACUCGAGCUUUUAAUAUCGAUCUUAUUAACAACAUUGUCAACUGUUAGAUUUUACAUAUAUGUUAGUUAGUUGAAAAUAAAUGAUUUAUUUUUAUCUUGUUACGGUCAUGACACUUAUUGAUAGCCUAAGAUAAAUAAACUGUCAGAUAUUAAGUUUAUACAGUCAAAACUGUUUACGACGACAUCGAUUAGAACAACAUACUGGUCAUACUGACCAAAAAUCAAAGGUCCCAUCUGAAUUCUAUUUGAUUGCUUAUCUCUUAGCUUACAUAUCUCUUUAAGCGACUACAUUGAUAUUUUCCUUGGAUUAUCUGUUAGAACGACCCGCCUUAUUGUUAACAUUUGAUUAGGUGAGGGCAUCCCUAUUCCACAUCUGGCACACUAAGUAAACAAAAACGAUUUGAGUUAAGGGUGUAUUGUAUUUCUCCGAAACAAAAUAGGUACACUUCAACACGUGUAUGCAGUAUGAUCGAAGCCCAAACGCUUACUCAUUUCUCUUGAAUCAGUUUGUUACUUAUGUGAACACAAGACGCACCAAAACAUAUUGUUGAGUUAUUCGUGAAACUUUUAACAUGUCGUAAAAGACAAAAAAAUACUAUAGAAGAAAAAUCGCGUAUUAUAUCAACGCUUGAGAGUGGAAUUCCAAACAAAGACUUGGCCGCGGAAUAUAGUAUAUCACCUCUUGACAAUUUCAACCAUUUGGAAAGACAGAAAAAAUUCAACACUCAUAGCAAUUUAUUGAAAAUGAAACGAGCAAAAACAACGAAGACUACAAAUAUUGUGGUAGCUUUGCUAGAGUGGUUUAAAUAUCAAAGGACAAAUAAUAUGCCAAUGAAUGGACCAAUUCUUCAACAAAAAGCCAUGGUUUUGCUCAGCAUUUUGGUGAAGAUUUCCUUUGCUCGUCCAGUUGGAUUCAAAGUUUCUGAGAUCGGCGGGAAACGGUGACAUGCAAGUUACAAACACCUCUUGACAGAUGAUGAUGAUGUGACUGAUGAAGAGGACAAUAUUUCUUUAGCUCAAUUAGCCCAAAAUUUAAGACCUGCUUUAUCUACUACGGAAGCAGAGGAGAUUAUUGUUUUGGAUACCUUUAUUGAAAUUUGUGCUCCAGCUACGGAAGAAGAUAUUGUACAAGACGUUCAAGAGGAAAAUGACGAACAGGAAGAGACUGAAGAAAUAUUUACAGUGCCAACUUUGAAUGAAUGUCUCAAUACUGUCAAUGUUUUACGAAAAAUUGGUCAGGGUAUUUCAGUGCAGGGAAAUUAUGACAAUACUUUAAUUACUUAAGUUCAGCGUGAAAUACAAAGUGCGUGCGUACGUACUACAGAAGUGUUUCAAACCAACUAAAAUAACAGAUUUUCUAAAUUUAGAAAAAUGAUAAUUACAUAUAUGUACGUAAUGCGUUUUUAUUAUAAUUUUCAUGUGAAUAAAUAAAAUGUAGUUUUAUUUUAGACAUGAGAAUAUAUAUGUAUACAUAAUCACACAUUCAAUAAUAAGUAGUAUUAGUCAUAACAACGACAUUGGCUGUUACGACUAUUGGUUUUUACGACCAAAUAUGAGUAGUCUCGAUGUCGUUAUAAGAGAUUUUGACUGUACAUUCAUUAUAAACACUUAGUUUUAUAAAUGGCUGAUUGGCUGAUUUAGACUACAAAAAUUUAAUUUGUUAAUAGUUUUUGCGGUAUAUCUAAGAGGAAAAUAUUUUAUGUAAAAUUUGCACUUUUGUAACAUGACUUUAAUAUAUAACUUGUUGAUUAGUACGUUAUUUUUUAUUCAAGAAUUCAAUACUAUCAAUCUAUUCCAAAAUUUAAGCAAGCUAGAUAGCUAAAAAAACUUAUAAACAUAUUUAUAAGAUUAAGUUUGUCGAGGAACCUUGUUAUUUUCUUACGCUAGAUAAGUCGCUAGAUGGUGCCAGCAAAUGCAUGACUUCACCCCUUCCAAAACCUUCAUCCAAACUAUAGAAAACUAACCGAUACAGCGGUUUUUGUGAUUCAAAAAGAAUAACUCAUUAACUUCGUUGCAUGAAAUAAUGCAUUUUUCGAUACCUGCAGCUGCCAAUUAGUUUAAUUUAAUUCGACUUGGUCUAACUAAUUAUUGUAAUAAUUGUUGAGUGUGGCUAAUUUUUGUAUUCAUUGUUAAUUGUUUGUAUAAAACAAAAUAUACAGUUUUGCGACUUUUGCAGAUAUUUACGUCGCUAUGUAUAGAAUAUAACAAUAUAAUAAAUAGUAAUUGGCUGAAAAUUAUAUUUAUUAUAAAUUAUACGGCAAUUUAGUUUAAACGUCCAUGUCGUGAUUUUUUAUGAUUUUUCACAGUACGUGUGGCAAACUAUAUAAUUGUUCUAGUAUCAGAUCAAUUUGUUGUUGUAAAGAUGAAGUCAUUGUGCUAUGUACUCGCUAUAAACGUAGUUUUGAGUGCCGCUAAUCCUUUGGAUGCAAGAAACUCCAGCGAUGAAUCCCAAACACAAUCGAGAAAAGUUAAGCAUACGAUUUCAAGAAUUUUCAACAUACCUAACAACCAGGCGAGAACAGUUCACGAUGGUGUAUACUAUGAUCAGCUGAUGAAAAUGUUAACGAGCGAAUCUGGGGGAACGUUAAAAUUGGAAGAAAGAGAAACUGGUACAGAUUUGGCCGAUGUUGAUACUUUGCUAAAUAAAAUAAAAGGUGUAUAUCCUGAGUCUGAAUCGCAAAAUGAAAUACAUAUACAAACAAACAAAAAUGUGCAGACUGUCGACGCUGAAAGUAACAUACUUGGGACUAAAGAAAGAAAAUUAAAUGCAGAUAUAUUAAAUGAAAUUAUACAGAAUCUUACAGCUUUUAAUGGAUCUAAUUUGAGUGGUAAACAAAUUCGAAAUGGAAAAUUGGUAAUUUAUUACGGCCAGAAUGAAAAUCCCAGCAAAAAUGCAAUUGAAAUAAAUAAAAAUGUUGGAAAUUCACGAUUGAAUUUUGCAAAUAUAAUUCGAAUUGAAGAAGCAAUACACAAUUUAUUCAUACAGCAUAAAGUGCCUGAAAAUAUAUACUAUGCAGUUAAAGCACGAAAUGUUGACGCUAAAGACCGUAUUAAAAAUCUUAUUAUUGCAUUUGUCAAAUUCAUAGCCAGCGAAGGACAACUAAAUUCAGAUAUAAUAAACAAAGUAAAGAUUAUGAUUGCUGAUAAUAAUAUUGACAUAGAUCUCGGGAAACUGCUAAUAAAAUCGAACGCCGACGUUGGAGUUAUCGAUCUUGACACUGAACCACCAACAAAUGCGGUUUCAGGUGUCAUGAAGAAUAUUUUUGUUGAUUCAGAUGUUGAUAGUGAAAAUAACGGACAGAUAUCGGAUGUAACAAGAACUUUAGACUUCGCUGUUAUAAAUGAACUUAAGCCGGGUAAGGAAACACCCACAGUAAACUUGUCUGUAAAUGCAAAAGUUUUUACUGAUCCAACAAUUGCGUCUAAAUCGUUAAACACUUUAAGAGACAAUGUACACAAAGACGAUUCACAAGAAAUUAUAAUAACUAAAGAAGGAAAUAGUAAGUUAUUAAUUCCCUCUGAAGUUAACACAAAAGAUGAUGUAAAUGCUAUGGACUCAAAUGUUACUUCUAACAAAAAUAUCGAUGAAGCACAAAAAAGCACAUCUGACAGUGUACUCGGGACUAUUUUAGAUUAUAAUUUAGCAAAGUCUAAGCAAGACAAUCGAAACCACUUAAAAGCGGUAGGGCUACAAGUCGUUAAAGAUCCUAUAUCCAGCAAUAUUAAAGAUAUGACAACGAGCAAAGAUAUUCUAAAUAAAAAGAAGAUACAGAAUCAUAGUUUAAAAACGAAGGUAGACUUUGAAACUUUAAAAACGAUUUUAAACAAAGUUAUGGGUAAUAACAUUCCAUUUUUACAACAAGUAGAUCCAAAUGUUCCUGUCUUCUCAAAUAUACCUGUAGAAGAAUACUUAAAUUAUAACAACGGAAAACCAUUCCUCAUAUAUGUUGUAUUUCCAGAAUCAGAAAAAUCUAAAAUAUCUGACCCUGUACACGAUUCACUUAUACCCACUGAAAAAGAUAAUUUUUAUGAAGUAGCUGAUGGUAUUAAAGCUAUUAUAAGAAAUUAUUUUGAAAGUUAUAAUAGCACACCUGAAUUAUCUGGAGAAAAUGAUUUAAAUUCUAUUUUACAUGUAAUCAAAGACGAAAUCGCUAACAAGAAAGUAGAACAAGACAUUAAGGAAACCAAUCAAGGUACACCUGAUAAUAUUUCGCCGGACAUAAUUAUUGAUAUAAUAGGCAAAAGCCAAAAAACUAUUGGAAGACAUGGCCAAAAUAAAAUGCAACAUCCUGAAAAUACCGAAAAGGAAGUGAUUGAAUAUAUUAUAAAAAAAAUCUAUGACACAAAAAUGGGUGAAAAUAAAUUAAAUAACCAAGAUAAUCUCGAUAUUACAGAAACGAUAACUCAAGAAACUGACACUGAUCAGCAGAAAAAAGAAAAUGACAUUUAUAAGCAAUUACUUAUUCUAUUUCGAAAUAUUGGCCACAGUACUAUUGGAAAGGGUAUGGAAAAAGAUAUGUUUGAAAAAUUAAAAGAAUUGCUUCUGAAGCUAAAACAUUCGCCCGAUGACGACAACACUAGAAGUAUAACAAAAGAUCCAAACUUCUUUCAAAAAUAUCUGCAGGCAAUCGCCAAACACAAAAGUAGUGCCAAUGAGAUGGAUAUGACAAGUGAACAAGAAAGAAUAUAUAAUUUGGCAGAAGAACUUGUAGCACGACUGAAAUAUCUACAAAUAGAAUUAGAAAAAAGAAAUAUCUCUCGACAGACACAAAGAGAGCUUAUUAAAAAAGAAGUUGAAGAAGAAAUUUUGAAAAUAAACUCAGAUAUUAUUGCAUCCUGUGUUGAAAGAGCAAACAAAUUAGUAGAAUUAAGUAUUGAAAAAGUACUUCGGAAGAGUAUCGGAUAAUUCUAAUCUGUUUUAACCUAAAAAUAAUAAUGCUAAAUGCA
This is a messenger RNA of Pieris brassicae (large cabbage white), 5834 nucleotides long. RefSeq names its product lactoylglutathione lyase. The record is from RefSeq and is a predicted model, not a curated record. Lineage: Eukaryota; Metazoa; Arthropoda; Insecta; Lepidoptera; Pieridae. Bases 159 to 689 code for a protein of 176 amino acids. Gene Ontology annotation, molecular function: metal ion binding; lactoylglutathione lyase activity. The transcript has 7 exons.